GUAGGCCCAGGCCGUGCGCCCACCCUGCCCUCCACGCUCCGCACCAUGAAGGCCCGGCCGGUCCUGCUGCUGCCGCUGCUGCUGCUGGUGGUGGUGUCCCCCUGCGCCUCCGAGUCGGUUCGGGAAACUGAGGUAAUGGACCCCCAGGAUUUCUAUGAUACGAGGUACUACUCCGGAGCCUUGCCGGAUGAUGAGGAUGUUGGAAAAACCUGGCUGGACCGUGAUUCCCACCCGGAGGACUUCGAGCUGUCGGGCUCCGGGGAUGAGGAAUACACCGAGCUAGAGGAGAAGACUUACCUAACAGAGAAGCCAGAAACCACCAUGGAUAAUCGCAUCCCUGAUGAGGAGUCCAGAAACCAGGAUCCUGAGGACCCCAAGGUGGUGGAAGGGAACGAGAUCCCGCUCGAGGAAUCCCCAGCCUUGGAGGGGGGAGAUGUGUCCAACAAAGUCGCCAUGGCCAGCGCUACCCAUGAGAGCAUCUUUGAGAGGACAGAGGUCUUGGCAGCCCUCAUUGCAGGCGGCAUCGUGGGACUCCUGUUCGCCGUGUUCUUGAUCCUGCUCCUGGUUUACCGCAUGAAGAAGAAGGACGAGGGCAGCUACGAUUUGGGCAAGAAACCCAUCUACAAGAAAGCCCCCACCACCGAGUUCUUCGCCUGAGGCCCCGGUGGGCGAAGGGGCGCAGACCGGGCACGCCGUGGGGAGGAGGCCGUGGCGGGUGGGGAGGCAGUUCCCCUGCUGGCAUCCCUGUGUCCAUUUCCUCUCUCUCCAGACUAGGGAUUUGCAUCAUGUUCCUUGUAUAUAAAAAGAUAACCUACGGUCCCCCAUCCACCCACUCCUCAGGCCCUGUUCAGGGGGCAAGGAGGACGGGCUGAGGGGCUCACAUUGCCCCCAUUUUGCUGUGAGGGGGGGGUCAGGCAGAUGCCCCUCGCCCCGGCCCUUUGCCAAUCUACAAAGCAACCCCACCCGUACCCCUUCCAUAAGGAGUCUGCACUUCCUUCCCUUUUCCCACCAGUUAAUUUGGCUUCCUCCAAAUGUGCCAACCCUGGCAGGGUGAGUGGUGGGACCCAGGGGGCACAUGGGUGGGGAUGGAGGGGACCUUGAGCUACGGACACAUUAGAUUAAAUCUUCACAUAUUUGUAACCCCCGUCCUGUGGUUCCCGGAGGGGCUAGCAGCCCGGCCGUGACCGCAGGCCUGUCCUGAGGUGGUAGGAGAGAUGGGAGGUCGACUCCCAACCCUCCAAGUAGCCAUGGGUACCGUGGGAUCUGAUUAAAAUGUCCCCCAGCUCUGGGCUGGUUUGAGAUUCCUGUACAAGAUUUCACAUCUACGGGAGGGAGGACCGAUUCCUGUACAAGAUUUCACAUCCACGGGAGGGAGGACCGAUUCCUGUACAAGAUUUCACAUCUACGGGAGCGUCGGUGGGAUAGAACAGCUGAAUGUUUUUGGGAAAAUGUUUGUAAAACUUUUAACGGUUCUUACGUUAUCCUUUUUUUUUUAAAUGAUUCAUUCCUUCUCCGCUUCAUCUGGCCACCCCCCUGCAUCACAGCGUACCCUGAGGGAGCAGGUAUCGGGUGAGGGCGGGGUUUCACUAUCAGCAGCUCCAGCCUGACUUUAUUUAUGUGUUUUGGUUUCGUUUUCUCCAGAAUGAGAGAAUUGCCGGGGAGAUGUGGGGUUUUUUUGGGGGGGUCUUUGUUGUUGUAAUUUUGUAUUAUUUAUAGUUCCAGACACGGCUGCUUCUCUUCUUCCUCCCUUCAUCCCUGUUCACACUUUGGACGCUUGCCUAGCUCUCCUUUUAUCUUGAGAUCUCGUCCUCUUAACUAAAGGCAAUUAAUUUGCUCCGAGGUAGCUGGUCGCUGUUUUAGUGUAGGGGAUGAUGGACUUUGGGGAUUUUUUUUUUUAGCUUGUAAUAUAUAUUACUCAGUUUUACAGUUCUAGAUGAUAGAGACAUAUAUUUUUCCAGUAAAGUGCAUAAUAAUAAGAAUAUAAAAUCA
Tachyglossus aculeatus (Australian echidna) is the source of this 1989-nucleotide messenger RNA. RefSeq names its product syndecan 4 (gene SDC4). The coding region runs from base 46 to 657 and encodes 203 amino acids. Gene Ontology annotation, cellular component: membrane; cell surface. Lineage: Eukaryota; Metazoa; Chordata; Mammalia; Monotremata; Tachyglossidae. Gene Ontology annotation, biological process: cell migration. The transcript is spliced from 5 exons. The record is from RefSeq and is a predicted model, not a curated record.